This is a messenger RNA of Galendromus occidentalis (western predatory mite), 1690 nucleotides long. It is a transcript of the gene Aldh7A1, whose product is annotated as aldehyde dehydrogenase 7 family member A1. NCBI's taxonomy places the organism in Eukaryota, Metazoa, Arthropoda, Arachnida, Mesostigmata, Phytoseiidae. The record is from RefSeq and is a predicted model, not a curated record. Gene Ontology annotation, molecular function: aldehyde dehydrogenase (NAD+) activity. The transcript has 9 exons. The coding region runs from base 52 to 1662 and encodes 536 amino acids.
CGGGGCGAUUUGAGAGGUGUGUGUUGACUGUGGCCGCGCGGGUAAUCCAAGAUGCUACGAGCAGUGGCCUCUUCGCGCAUGCUCGCGUCUUCCAGCAACAUAGUCGCACAGAUCAGCCGUCGAGCCAUGUCGAGCUUUCUGAUUGAAGAUCCGAAGUAUUCCUUCCUCAAGGAUCUAGGCUUGCAGAAGUCGAAUCUUGGUGGUUUCAACGGAAAGUGGAUCGGCACUGGAAAGUCACUGGUGUCUAUCUGCCCCGCGAACAACAAAACGAUCGCCGAGGUCUCGACCGUGACCCUCGACGAGUACAACUCGACGGUGCAGGCUAGUGUCGAAGCAUGGAACGUGCUCGCAGAUUUAACAGCUCCGCAGCGCGGGGAAAUCGUUCGACAGAUCGGCGAGGCUCUCCGGGAGAAGAAGACUGAGCUUGGCAAACUCAUAUCUCUGGAAAUGGGGAAAAUUGUCUCCGAAGGCGAAGGUGAAGUUCAGGAAUACAUCGACGUCUGUGAUUACGCCGUGGGUUUGUCUCGGAUGCUUGAGGGGAAAACUUUCCCAUCUGAAAGACCCGGUCACGUCCUCCUCGAACAGUGGAAUCCUCUCGGUGCGAUCGGAGUGAUAUCGGCGUUCAACUUCCCGGUCGCCGUUUACGGCUGGAACAAUGCGAUCGCCAUGGUUUGUGGUAACACGAUGCUAUGGAAAGGAGCUCCGUCGACUCCACUCUGCAGCGUGGCCGUCACGAAAAUCGUUGAGAAAGUUCUCGCGGCGAAUAAUCUUCCGGGUGCAAUUUGUUCCCUGGUGACUGGAGCGACCGAUAUCGGAGAAGCAAUGGCUAAAGACGAAAGAUUGCCCCUGAUUUCAUUCACCGGGAGCUGCCAAGCGGGACAGAAGGUGGGAACCGUUGUGCAGGAGCGCUUCGGCAAGACGAUCCUCGAACUCGGUGGGAACAACGCCAUCUUAGUCGACGAUACGGCUGACUUGGACAUGGUUGUUAGAGCAACCCUCUUCGCUUGCGUAGGAACCGCAGGACAGCGUUGCACAACGACCCGAAGAUUGAUCGUUCACGAGAAGGUGUAUGACCAGGUCGUGAACCGCCUGAACUCGGCCUACGGACUCGUCCGCAUUGGGGAUCCGAUCGAAUCCUCGACACUCUGUGGACCUCUACACACACCUCAGGCGGUUGAAUCAUUCCUCGAAUCUGUGACAGAAGCUCAGCGGCAGGGGGGCAAGAUUCUGCGAGGCGGGAAGCGGAUCCAAGGACCAGGGAACUUCGUAGAACCUACGAUCGUCACCGGCCUGAAGCAUGAUUCCCCGAUAGUACACAAAGAGACCUUCGCUCCGAUUCUCUACAUUCUGAAGUGUUCAUCUAUCGACGAGGCGAUUUCUUGGAAUAAUGAGGUCAAGCAAGGUCUGAGCAGCUCGCUCUUCACUCAGGAUCUCGGGAAGGUUUUUAAGUGGAUCGGACCCAAGGGCUCAGACUGCGGAAUCGUGAACGUUAACAUUCCGACGAAUGGCGCUGAGAUCGGCGGAGCAUUCGGAGGAAACAAGCACACCGGCUGGGGCCGAGAAUCGGGCAGCGAUUCGUGGAAACAGUAUAUGCGUCGUUCGACGUGCACAAUCAACUAUACCAAGGAACUACCUCUCGCUCAAGGAAUCAAGUUUGAAUAGAUUCUUCCUUCAAUAAAGACCGCUGCCA